This is a messenger RNA of Cryptotermes secundus, 4091 nucleotides long. It is a transcript of the gene Manf, whose product is annotated as mesencephalic astrocyte-derived neurotrophic factor homolog. Gene Ontology annotation, biological process: neuron projection development; dopaminergic neuron differentiation. The transcript is spliced from 5 exons. Gene Ontology annotation, cellular component: endoplasmic reticulum. The coding region runs from base 76 to 651 and encodes 191 amino acids. Lineage: Eukaryota; Metazoa; Arthropoda; Insecta; Blattodea; Kalotermitidae. The record is from RefSeq and is a predicted model, not a curated record.
UCUGGUUGGUGUGUUGCAUCCACUGUUCGUCUGAAACGUCUGAAAUAUGACGUGAGAAGAAAGAGGGCGAGACGAAUGCGGUACUUUUCUUGCCAGUAUUUUCGCGAGGUGCUUCAGAAUUUUACUAUGAAAAACCUAGCUUUGUAUUCAACUGUUGCCGUUUUGCUGGCAUUAGCAGAUGCCACAUAUGGGCUGAAGAAAGAAGACUGUGAAGUGUGUAUGACUGUAGUGGAGAAGUUCGCCAACACACUAACGCCAGAUGUCAGGUCAGACACUAAAAAGAUAGAAGCUGAAUUCCGGAAAUUCUGCAAGACGUCAAAGAACAAGGAGAACAGAUUUUGUUAUUAUCUGGGAGGUUUGGAAGACUCUGCUACAGGCAUUCUUGGAGAGCUGUCAAAGCCACUUUCUUGGUCCAUGCCUGCUGACAAAGUGUGUGAGAAAUUGAAAAAGAAAGACUCUCAAAUCUGUGACCUACGUUAUGAUAAAACCAUAGAUCUGCGAACAGUGGACCUGAAGAAGCUGAAGGUGCGGGAUUUGAGGAAGAUCCUGAGUGACUGGGAUGAGACAUGUGAGGGUUGCAUAGAGAAGCUGGACUUCAUUGCAAAAAUAGAGGAGCUAAAGCCCCAAUACAUGUCACAUCAGGAACUUUAGCAUUAUCAUUGAGACACUUAAUUGUCAGUGCUUCAAGGAAAUAAUGGGGGUGCAAAGUUUCUGUGCUAGAAACUGUAUUUACAUGUGGAAUGAUUCACCUUCUUGUUAUAACAACUUUGGCAUAGAAUUGGCAUGUAAAACAAUAUGUCUUUGUUGCUUAAGAAGUAAUUGUUUACCAUCGCAACAACUGAGACAGUGAAUGUCCUAUGGCCAAAAGAGAUCAAAAUUCGUAUGGUUCAAAGCAGUUUUGGGAUUCCAUGAAAGUCAUUUUGUCUUUAAUCAUCACAGAUUUAAUGGUACACAGUUUCACUACUCCAUGUAGCAUAGCUAAAGAAUGCAAAGGUAAAUAUAUAUGAAACAGGUGUCUAAUAAAAAAUGAGUCUCUUUUUUUUCAUGCAGGGAUCUGUGUAUUAGAAAUGUGUAAAAUAAAAAUGCUCUUUGUAAGUUUGAGGCUCCUUUGUACUUCAGGUGUUUAACUUGUUCUUAUCCAUAGAGCCUGAGGAAGUGUACCAUCACCAUAUAAAGAAACUGGGCUUUUCAAAAUUAUUGCCAUAGAAUCAGUUCAGGAAGUCCACCUUUGUAUUCAAUGCCCAAUUUCUCAAAUGUUAUUAUGUGUUACAUAAAACGUUAUUUUGUGUUCUAAAAAUUGUUUGUAAUCCUUUUUAACCCACUGAAUUGAGAAUAAGACAAUUCAUUUUUCCCUUAAAACCAGAUGAUAGGCUUGACUGAUGUCUCACAGAAGUUUGAUAUUUAAUUUAUGUUAUUUAAUAUAAUGGUGAUAAAUUCCAUACAAAUAUUUAAGUAGAUGUUGAUGAGAAUUUGUCUACUUUAAAACUAGGAUUUAAUGGAAGGAACUGAUAGUAUUAAAUGUAAUGGAUAUCUGUUCAAUAGUAGUGGGAAUUUAUCAUAUGUCAGGAGACUAACAACAGGCUGUUCUUGUCAGACUUUGAAUUCAAAUAAAUGUGCAUAUUAUAUUCUGGUAAUCAGAGCAGCUUUGUUCUGUUCAUUAUGUUUCAUUUAAUUUUGUGCUGCAGGAAGCCCAGUAAAUAUAUAAAUAUAUAGAAAUUCUGUAAGAGGCUCUCAAGCAUUUUUGUGUUUAUAAAAUUGGAUGAUGCUCAUUAACGCUAGUAAUACCAGCCCAUGCCUGUAGUUAGUGCCUUGUAACUUUAGCCGCGUGGAAAGCUAAAUGGUGUUGUGGAGCACAUGAAGCUGUACGCUUUCUGUGGUGAUGUUCAGAGGUACUCCCCGAGUGGAAAACAUUGCCUCUGGAGACCAGGAGUAGAUACACAAUGUACCAUACACCUGACCACACUCCAAGACUCUACAUUCCAAACUGGUAGUACCCACACUGACGUAAGCUGAUAAGACUGCUCCCCCAGCUCCGCGAGAGAUGAUAUGACCCUUCUACCACAGCUAGAGUUCCGAGGAACUAACAGUACAUAUUCAGCAUGUUGCUUUACUUAAAUCUGUCACAGAAUACACCCCAAAAUCGUAACCAUAAGUAAUGCUCAACUGCUAUGCAGGAUAAUAUUUUCAUGAGAAGUGAGAUGAAUAAGUAAUAUGUUAAAGACUAAAAUAAUUUAUUUAUGUGAGAUCUCCUAUAUGACUUGUGAGUACAUUUUUAUAGCAAAUGUUGCAAGAAGUGUUAGCCCUUUAAAGUUGGUCCUUAUAGAAUAUGCCAGCUAAGGUAAACCAUACUAUUUCAAACUUAAACAGAAAUUUGAUUGUGAGAGGAUGUUGAAAGUAAAUACAGAAUUGGAAUAACAUGUCUUGAGACCUUUAUUGCUUGAAGGCCAUUGAAGGUCUCUGUACAUACUGGUAACAGGUUUGGAUGUCAUGAUUCAUGUUUCCCUGGCAGGCAUAACUGUCUUGAGUGCAGCUUGCAACAGAAUGGUUGGUUGGUUGGUAGUGCAAGGGUGCCAACACCACCAUGCAGUGUUAUGGCUUCAGUCUGUUUUUAUUUUGAAGUAAGUGAUUUGUGAACAUAUGUAUACAAGUGAAACUUGUUAAAACUGCACUGUUGGCAUCAUUAUAGUAUUGAUCGUUAUGAGGUCACUGUUGUUGGCCUAAGAAUUUACCAUUUCACCUGUGAGUUUAGUUGUUCAUGUUUGUGAUUGUAGGCUACCAACUACAUUGAAACCCCGCAGGACAGAUGUCUAUAAUCAUGCUAUAGUAAGGUCCCUCAAAAACAUCAGUUCAGUAACUAAAUUUUGAAGUUCAAAGUUCAUUCACCCUUAUAAUGAAUACUAAAAGCCAAGUUGUCAUGGGGUCUAUGUUUUCUUGCAGCCAUGUUUUAUGUAACAGUUUGAAAAUUUAUGUCUUCAUUUUUUGUCAUCACGUUUGCUGCUUCUGAUUUACAUACAAACAGUUAUUUUGUGUUCAUUUACAACAUGUGAAUUAGCAAGGAGAGGUCAGUUACUAAACUCACCAACUACAAGAGUCUGCAUAUAUGAUCCUCACUGCACUGAAACAAGUCUUACUUAUGAUGCAGUCUAUAUACAGGAAGACAUCCAGAAGUUUGGACUAAUAUUUUAGAUUUGUAAUAGCAGUGGCUAGCUACAUUUGAGCAUUUUCAGUUUCAUUCAAAAUAACCAACCCUUGCAUAUGUGGUCAAGGCACAGAAGUAGGUAAAGCCUUGUUGUAACUAGAUAACUGAAUGGAAAUUUACAAAUUUCUUGUUUUCAGUUAAUUGCUUCAGGUUUUAGAAAAUUUCUCACAGUUUCCAAGAAGUCAGAAUUAUUUGGUUGGUAGACAGGUCCAAAAGACUUGAACAGAAUAUGAAUUUGCAGUACACUUGACUGAUGGUGGAUUAAAUAUUGGUUAAAGUUUCUUCAACUUAGCAGUGCUAAUCAUCAUUAAAAGUACAAUUUUUGGGAUUUGACUUGAUAUCCAUGUGUAACACUAUUAGUCACUGUUAUUGACUGAAAUGUUAGUGCAUGAUGGAAACCUUGCUGGUCAGAAGAAUAGUAAAGUUUUUAGUCUAGCUUUAAUGACUGAGAAUGUAAUAAAAAUUUCAGAACUAGCAGGACAUAUGGAUAUGUAAGGUUCAAAAUGAAGCAGUAAUCAGCUUCUGCUUUUUUUUUUUUUUUUUGCAUAGAUAAGGGUUUUGAAGUAUCAUGAAUUGUAAUGGCAUGAGACAGUCUUCAAACAAAGUAUGCCUGUACUGUAGCCCGUGUCUCUGGAAAAUCUUGAUAUAUAUAUGAAACUUACCCUUACAUGCAAUAUAGUUGAACUGGCCAUGGCUAUUGAAACAUUGUGUGAAUAAGGUAGGAAUCUGUUAUACACAAAUUUAGCUGCUGAGGGUAUCAACUCCUGCAGUGUGUGUGUUUAUACAUGAGACAUUAAUAUGCUGGUGUUUUGCAACAAAGAACAGAAAGUAUGUGAUUUCUAUGUAAGGACCUUAAAUAAGUUAUUAAAUAAUAAUGAUGUUGGUACCUGUA